Messenger RNA from Nestor notabilis (Kea), 2331 nucleotides. RefSeq names its product WD repeat and SOCS box containing 1 (gene WSB1). Bases 1 to 1407 code for a protein of 468 amino acids. Gene Ontology annotation, biological process: intracellular signal transduction. The transcript is spliced from 9 exons. Lineage: Eukaryota; Metazoa; Chordata; Aves; Psittaciformes; Psittacidae. The record is from RefSeq and is a predicted model, not a curated record. Gene Ontology annotation, molecular function: protein binding.
AUGCGUUAUUCGAAGCUUCCUCCGGCGAAGGAACGGGCAAAAAUCCUCGUGAAGUGGCACGGAGGUGACACCGGCCCCUUCCCGGGCGCUGGCCCUUUCUUCCCAGACGGAAGCGCAGGGCGGCAGCGGGGCCUCAGCGUGUUUGAGUUCUGCCUCCGGAAUCUCCUUUGUGUUCUUUCAGCACGAUCACGCACCGUGGGAGAACUCCUGGCCCCAACUUCUCCCUUUGACAAGAAGUGCGGGCGCGAAAACUGGACCGUGGCGUUUGCUCCGGAUGGAUCCUACUUUGCGUGGUCACAAGGGCACCGCGUGGUGAAGCUGGUCCCCUGGUCUCAGUGCCUUAGUAACUUCUUGGUGCAUGGCACAAAGAAUGUUGCCAACUCUCCCAGCCCAAGACUUCCGAGGCAGAACAGUGACAGUGGCCAGAAAAACAAACCCUGUGAGCAUAUCAUAGACUGUGGAGACAUCGUGUGGAGCCUGGCGUUCGGCUCCUCGGUGCCGGAGAAGCAGAGCCGCUGUGUGAACAUCGAAUGGCACCGCUUCAAGUUCGGGCAGGACCAGCUCCUCCUGGCCACGGGCUUGAACAACGGGCGCAUCAAGAUAUGGGAUGUAUACACAGGAAAACUCCUCCUUAACCUGAUGGACCACACAGAAGUUGUUCGCGAUUUAACCUUUGCCCCAGAUGGGAGCCUGAUUUUAGUGUCUGCAUCCAGAGAUAAAACACUGCGAGUGUGGGACCUGAAAGAUGAUGGAAAUAUGAUGAAAGUGUUGAGAGGACAUCAGAACUGGGUAUACGGUUGCGCAUUCUCUCCAGAUUCUUCCAUCCUCUGUUCAGUUGGAGCUAGUAAAGCAGUUUUUCUCUGGGAUAUGGAUAAAUACUCCAUGAUACGGAAACUUGAAGGACAUCACAAUGAUGUUGUAGCUUGUGAGUUCUCUCCUGAUGGAGCUUUACUGGCUACUGCAUCUUAUGAUACCCGAGUCUAUGUCUGGGAUCCACAUACUGGAGUUAUUCUUAUGGAAUUUGGGCAUCUGUUUCCUCCUCCUACUCCAAUAUUUGCUGGAGGUGCAAACGACCGGUGGGUCAGAUCAGUAUCUUUUAGUCACGAUGGACUACACAUUGCAAGCCUGGCUGAUGAUAAAAUGGUAAGAUUUUGGAGAAUUGAUGAAGAAUACCCUGUACAAGUUGCACCUCUGAACAAUGGCCUCUGCUGUACUUUUUCUACUGACGGCAGUGUUCUAGCUGCAGGGACACAGGAUGGCAGCGUGUACUUCUGGGCAACUCCAAGACAAGUUUCCAGUCUCCAGCAUCUGUGUCGCAUGGCAAUUCGCAGAGUGAUGCCCACCCCCCAGGUCAAGAACUUGCCCAUCCCAUCAAAGGUGGUGGAGUUCCUUUGUUACCAGAUCUGACUCAUUAAAAUCAGACUGGCAGGGGCCCAGCUGCUGAAACUGGCUGAACACGUCAAAGAGGCCUCAGACUUUACAGCCUUUAAGCUUAAAACUCUACAGGUUUUCAAGAGCUAUUUAAAGUGAUACCUAAAUCCUAUUUUAUCAAAAUGCCUGACAGGUAAAUUUUUGAUAUUUAUAGAAAACACAGUAGAAGUAUCCCUGGUGUUCUCAAUUUUCUAAACUGUAACUGUGAAAACAUGUACAUAUAUAGACAUAAGCUGCUACAUGUUAGCAAUGUACCUUUAAAAAUUGCUUUUCUGAUUGUAAUGUGUAUCGUGUAUAUAUUGCUUUGGUAGAGCCAUCAAUUGCAUCCGUGCUGUCAAGUGGAGGGAUAGUUAUUUCCUGGGGCACUGAGCUAGAAAAAGUAUUGACUUCUGUGCAGAGAGCAGUUAGGCUUAUGUACAUUGGUUGGGGAAGCUGAUCCAGGUAGAAUUCAUAGUGGUUGAUGUCACGAGGAGGCACAGCCUGGCUUUUAGAGCAAUGUAUAGUGAGGGAAGUAGGUAAGGAAGGGUUGGGGUAGAUCUAAUUCAACCCAGGAAUACUGGCUGUGUGUCAGCUCAAGAAGGCCUUAAGUUCCACAGCAGCAAACCAGGUUAAAUUCAGUAUUGGGCAGUGUUAAAGCAACUUCCUCACAUGUCUGAAAAUCUAACUACUGUAUCAUUGCCUGAUACUUGUCUGUAAUGAGACGUUUCAGACUCGGUUUCUUAUUCUUCAACCCUGUAAUAUCUCUUCAGGGUGAUUAUUGGUUAAUGGCCAAAGAUAAGCAAAAUACUUGGUUUUGCCUCCUGUUAUUUAUCUGUACCUGCAGAUACAAAGAAUGUAUGCAUUGCAGAAAAUGCCUCAUUAUAUAUUUUUUUUGUUGAAUUUUUUUAUUAAAAACUUGUA